AGACGCCGGACUGGGGGUGGGGGUGGAACAGCUGUUCGACUGAAACGGCAUCUGGACACCGGCGUCUUCAGGAUUCUGGCGUCUGGUGCGAUGGAAAGACCGUGGAGAACGUGCGGUAGCCGUGGGUAAUGGGGCCUGCUCCACCUCUGCCUGUACCUGUGCCUGCCGCCUUCCUGCUGUUCUCUCGACCGAGUACAGCGACGGGAACGGAACCACGACGACGAGCGAUACCCUUCAAGGAUGUGGGCGAUGCGCACGCCCUGGACGUGUCGGUGGCGGAGAGGCGCAUCUACUGGACUGACCAGAAGAACAAGUGCAUCUUCCGGGCCUUUCUCAAUGGCUCCUAUGUGCAGCGGAUCGUGGACUCGUGUCUGAUUGGGCCGGACGGCAUCCGAUGGUCCGAUGCGGAGGUUCAUCUCAUCGAGGUCGCCCGCCUGGAUGGCAGCAGUCGGCGCGUGCUCUUGUGGAAGGAGGUGGAGGAGCCCCGGUCCCUGGUCCUCGAGCCGCGCCGCGGCUACAUGUACUGGACAGAGUCGCCUUCGGGCUCCAUAAGCAGCGCCUGUAUCAGGACUACGUGUACUGGAGCGACUGAAACACCGGGGACAUUGAGCGGGUGCACAAGACGACGGGCGAGAGCCGCAGCCUGGUCCAUUCGGGCAUGACGUACAUCACUUCGCUGCUGGUGUGCAACGACAAGCGACAGGUGGCUAAUAAGUGCAAGAUCAACAACGGGAGCUGCUCCCACCUGUGCCUGGCCCAGCCCGCAGACGGGGCAUGACCUGUGCCUUCCCCACCCACUACCAGCUGGCCAAGGACGGGGUCUCCUGCAAGAACUACAUCAUCUUCAGCCAAAGGAACAGCUUCGGCCGACUGCUGCCGAAGUGCUAGUGUGCGGCAAGAAUAUCCGAUGAUCCGAUCUCGCAUUACAUUUACUGGAUCGAAGGCAGGAGUCACAGCAUCAAGCGUUCUCUGGCAAAUGGCACAAAGGUGAGCCUCUUGGCCAACUCCGGACAGCCGUUCGACAUUGCAAUCGACAUCAUUGGGCGGCUGCUCUUCUGGACCUGCUCCUACUCCAACAGCAUUAACGUGACAAGCUUCCUGGGUGAAUCCGUAGGCGUCAACGAUACCGGGGACUCGGAGAAGCCUCGCAACAUUGCCGUGCAUGCCAUUAAGCGUUUGCUCUUCUGGACAGAUGUCAGCAGCCAUCAGGCCAUCAUUCGGGCCCGAUUCGAAGGCAAUGAGCGUGUGGAGCUGGCCUACAAGCUGGAAGGAGUCACGGCGCUGGCCCUGGACCAACAGUCCGAUAUGAUGUACUAUGCCCAUGGCAAGUGAAUCAAUGUGAUAGACCUCAAAGGAAAGAACAAGAAAACCUUUGUUUCCAUGCACAUCACGCAGGUGAACAACAUUGCCGCCUUGGGGGGAUUUGUGUACUGGCUGGAUGACAAGACCGGACUGGAGUGGAUCACUGUCAACGGAUAGCGUCGUUCCGCGGAGCUGCAGCGUCUGUCGCAGUUCACCGACAUCAGUGCCGUGUGGACACCGGAUGCGAAAGUGCUGCGCAAUCACAUGGCACAGUCGCCCAAAUUGUUCCCACAUCUGCAUAGCCAGCGGGGUGUGACACGCAGUACUCACGACGUCUGCUCGUGCCCCAAGCAUCUGAUGCUACUGGAGGACAAGGAGAACUACGGCGUCUAUCCGGACAGAUAAUUUUAAGUGGCGGGAGUAGUGACAUAAAGAACGACUGUAUAUCCGCCUUCUGGCGCUGUGACGAAAGGACUGCCCGGCGGAUCAGUUCAGCUGACAGUCAACCGAGGGCAGAGACAAGACUCUGAUCUGCGAUGGUACCACCAGUGACAACUGUGACAAUGUCCACGAUGAGGCCGACUGCUGCAAGCGACCUGAGAGUUUCAGUGUCCCAUCAACCAGCUUUGCAUCGGCCGCCCUGCUCUGCUUUAAUGGCUCCAUCGAAGAAAUUAAGUAAGCAGGAAGCACGCCGUCAAGCACUCCCUUUUAAAGACUUUAAAAAUGCAAUAGAGAACCUGCCGGCUAUGCCAUAUGAGGUGCAACGCGACCAAGCUGCGGACGAAGAUGGAGCAAAAGACUAUGGAUGAGUGUGCCAGGAAUAGCUGGCGGCUCUUUUGAAAGCGUGGUUGUGUUUGUGUUUAUCUUACAGCUAUCGUGUAAAGUGACCCCACUAUCAACUUGUUCCUUCGCUUACCUUUGCGCCACCAAGAUGAAAGUAAAAUGCACAAUUUGGGAGUGGAUUACAGAGGAAGGAGGAGAUGCAAAACGAAAGAAAGAAACGUAUGAACCCAGCGAACACGAAAGUCCACCAAAGCCACCAAAUUUUCCGCCAAGGCCAAAUAAUUUUUCACCAAAGCCUAAUAGUCCACCAAAUAGUCCGCCUCCACAAACUCCCUCCAUAAGUCCAGAUCAUUAUAUCAAAAGAAUGCCUCCAACACCUAAAACGCCACCGAAAGACGACUCUGGCUCAGAUUCCGAAAUAGGAGAAUGGAGUGGAAUUGUAACCCCAAGGCACGACGUAGCCAGCGUGUCGUCAGUGCGGACGGUGGAGCUGAUUAUAAACGUUUACGGGAUUCUCCUUAAAUCAAAGUGUAAAUCCGUUUUAAAAAAAGUUAAAAAGGGGCCAUUGACGCCUGAAGACAGGAAGUUAAUCCGUUAGAUAACACCAAUCAAUCAAUAUAAGCUAAAAUCUGAAGAGCAGCCAGUAGAUUUUAAAGCCCUUCACGAUGGCCAAGCUGGAUGAACGUAUUGGCUUCAUUGGAGGCGGAAACAUGGCCUUUGCCAUUGGCAGCGGUCUCGUUCGCUGCGCCAUUGUAAAGCCUAGCCAGGUGCUGGUCUCGGGACCGCACAUCGAGAACCUUUCGCGCUGGCGGGAGCUGGGAGCCGUCACCACCGACGACAAUUGUAAGGUCCUGGAGCACACAGACGUUGUGUUCAUCUGCGUCAAGCCGCACAUCCUAGGGCAAUGCGCCUCGCAGCUCAAGUACAAGCAUGUGCCGUCCGCCAAGGAUGCCAGCAAGCUCAUUGUUUCUGUGCUGGCGGGAACAAGCCUCAAAACCCUAGAGGAAAAGUUCAACUUCAUGGAAAGUUGGGGCCCGAAGGUGAUCCGGACGAUGCCCAACACAUCGAUGCAGGUCGGCGAGGGCUGUACCGUGUACACGGGCAACGCUCGGGCAACGCACCAGGAUCUGGAGAAGGUGCACAUAAUGCUCAACGCACUGGGAUUGGCCCAGCAAGUGCCGGAGCAGAUGAUCGACGCCGUCACUGGCUUGGCUGGCUGUGGGCCAGCCUUUGUCUACACAAUAAUAGAGGCUCUGGCCGAUGGUGGUGUCAAGCAGGGUGUGCCACGGGCAAUGGCGCUGCAGUUUGCAGCUCAGACCUUACUGGGCGCCGCCAAGACUGUUCUUAUCACCGGCAAGCACCCGGCCGUGCUGCGCGAUGAGGUCUGCUCACCCGGCGGAUCCACCAUUGUGGGUGUGCACGAGCUGGAAAAGGGCAAUCUCAGGGCCACUCUCAUAAAUGCCGUGGAAAAGGCGACUCAACGCUCAACCGAGCUGGGAAAGAAGUGAGCGGCGUCGGUCGAACGUCUCCCCAUGCUCUCUAUUUACAGUAUGCAGUUGCAACAAACUUUAUGUUGCUAUUAUAAUUAUGAUACAAGUGUCAUGCGUUUGAUUGAGUUUCAAGAUGUUUCAGUUAUAAUCAUUGUACAAGCGAAGCAUGUACGUAAUGAGUAAUAUGUAAUUCUUAAGCAGCUGUUGUUGAGUAGAAAGUUAAAGGAAAAUAAGCUGUUAAAUUUGUUGCGAUACGCCAGGGCAUUUCUAAAUGAUUUCUAAAUAAUAUAAACGUUUGACUUUA
Drosophila miranda is the source of this 3879-nucleotide messenger RNA. Its product is annotated as pyrroline-5-carboxylate reductase-like. The transcript has 7 exons. Gene Ontology annotation, biological process: L-proline biosynthetic process. Gene Ontology annotation, molecular function: pyrroline-5-carboxylate reductase activity. Lineage: Eukaryota; Metazoa; Arthropoda; Insecta; Diptera; Drosophilidae. The coding region runs from base 2751 to 3593 and encodes 280 amino acids. The record is from RefSeq and is a predicted model, not a curated record.